GUGGGCGUGGCUUGUCGAAAAUAUGGGCGGGAAAAACAUCAACUAGCAUAAGCUCAAGUAAAGCACGAGACAGAUGGGUGAAAAUGGACUGCAUUAAUGCGAAAUACGUGUCACAGAAGAUCAGCAAAACGCGAUGGAGACCCGUCUCAGCAGCUUCGUUACAGCAGCCGGAAGUGUUCGCUACGGGCUCAUGGGACAACGAGGAUAAUAAACUCUGUCUCUGGAGUGUGGGAGAAAAUGAAGGCUGCACCAUGGAGGAUGAACUGGAGGGCGAUCCUCAGCUGCUGUGUGAAUGUGGACACGGCGGUGAUGUGCUGGACCUUCAGUUCUUGGAUCAAGACAGACUAGUUACAGCAUCAUCAACCGGAUCAGUCACUGUCUACAAACUCCAUCCUACAAACCAGACUCUCUCUGUAGCUCACAUGUGGGAUCGGGCACAUCAUUAUGAGCUUGCUAACGCUCCAUGCACCGGAGUGGCGUGUAACAGUCCCGAGCUGGUUUCUGUGGGCGAGGACGGGAGAGUCGUCCUCUACAAAGCCGAUCAGAGGGGCAUUGUGCGCGUCAUUGAAAAUGCAGACAGCAGCACGAUCCAUGGCGUGACGUUCCUGCGGACGACUGAGGUGUUGACGGUGAACUCCAUUGGACAGCUGAAACUCUGGGACUUCAGGCAGCAGGGCAGUGAUCCUGCUCAGAUCCUCGCGCUCACCGGAGACAGGGUUCCUUUGCACUGCGUGGACCGACACCCAAACCAGCAGCAUAUAGUGGCUACUGGAGGUCAGGACGGCAUGCUGUGUAUUUGGGAUGUGCGUCAGGGCAACAUGCCCUUCUCGCUCAUGGAGGCACACUCUGCUGAAAUGUGGGAGGUGCAUUUUCACCCAACAAACCCAGACCACUUGUUCACCUGCUCGGAAGAUGGUUCUCUGCUCCACUGGGAGACGUCCUCAGGGUCUGAUGCCCCUUUGUUCCUGCAGGGACGUAACAGCAGCAUGAUGUCACGCAGUGCCGCAGCUCCUGCAGGUGGAAACCAGUCUCUCAUCAGCGCCUGGCUGAAUGGAGACUCCAGCAAAGGAAGACUGGAGACGACACACAUGCUCCCGAGCCAGACGCUCUCUGUCAACAGUCUGGAUGUGCUGGGACAGUGUUUAGUGUGCGGGACAGACGGGGAGGCAGUUUAUGUUCACAGACGGGUCCCUGUGUGAUUUUUUUUCGGAUUAAAUUGUUUGACUUUAAUCAUAAUGAAAAUACAUACUGUUUUUGGAUGGAAAUGCACUUGGAAAAAAUAAAAAUA
Messenger RNA from Hemibagrus wyckioides, 1288 nucleotides. It is a transcript of the gene nup43, whose product is annotated as nucleoporin 43. Gene Ontology annotation, molecular function: protein binding. Gene Ontology annotation, cellular component: nuclear pore outer ring. Lineage: Eukaryota; Metazoa; Chordata; Actinopteri; Siluriformes; Bagridae. The record is from RefSeq and is a predicted model, not a curated record. The transcript has 8 exons. Bases 84 to 1199 code for a protein of 371 amino acids.